Chaetomium strumarium is the source of this 1917-nucleotide messenger RNA. RefSeq lists its product as uncharacterized. NCBI's taxonomy places the organism in Eukaryota, Fungi, Ascomycota, Sordariomycetes, Sordariales, Chaetomiaceae. Bases 379 to 1653 code for a protein of 424 amino acids. The record is from RefSeq and is a predicted model, not a curated record. The transcript has 2 exons.
UCCAGUCGUUCUUCCUGGAGGCUUCCCAAAUUUAUUACCACCGUCACACGGGGUAAUCACCGGGGGCACUUUCACGAGCCAGAAAUUACAUCAUGCGCUCCGAGCUGUAGUGCAAGCACCAGCAAACUUCAGCGCCGUCUUUCAAGCUCUCUUAACCCUAGACACUGCUGCGGGUUAGGAAGCAGGGCAGCCGCUCCCGACAGCAACCGCUUCAAUUCAUCCAGGGGGCCCCGUCUCCAUCGAGGCAGUCCUAACGUCCGACUGUCUGAGUCCUUGCUAUCAAGACGGCUGGCCGCACGCGAAUCCUUCGUUGUUUAUAUUCGCCAAUGCGUUGACUGCAUGGGAAGUACGGCAAUCCGCGUGAUGGCAUGAGGAGCCAUGCCCAAGAUCCGAGCCCAUCGUUCCUCGCGACGCGUACCGCCUCCCAAGGACAGCGACUUUGACCACGAGAUAGAUCUCGUCAACCGCGACGACGAAGUCAGUCCUCUCAGGCCGUCUUUACCGGGCGCAUCUUCUUCCCAGCACGGCACCUCGGCUUCCAGCACAGGCCCCGAAGCCGUGCAUGAGGCCCCUGGAUCUGUUGGGGGAGAUGGAAGGCAGGAAGAGACCGGGCAACCCUGCGUUCAGAUUGAGCAGCCUACACCGCAGGUAGAGAUCAGCCGUGCCAGGCCAGGCACUCAGAUUUCGAAAGACCCCGGCAGGCCAAAAUCGGUCGAGUCAGCGAUCGAUAUCCUGUAUGAGAACCAACGAGGGGGCUUUCUCUGCGGCAUACCGCUCUUCUCUUCGAAAGCGCUCGGCAACCUCGACCCGCCGCCGUGGACGAACUAUGCGCACAAGCCCAGUCCGACCAACAUUCACACCGCGCAGGUACCCGACCCUACCUGGGAAUGGGCUUGGCCCGAAUGGCGCAUCAAUCAUGACGACGGCGUGGACGAGGACGGCUGGGAGUACUCGUUUGCCUUCUCCAGGAAGUUCUCCUGGCAUAGGGCGCGGUGGUGGAACUCGUUCGUGCGCCGGCGAGCGUGGGUCAGGAAACGGGUGAAGAAGGAUCCAAGCGACCUGGCGAAAGACCCGCACAUGCUCAAUCCCGAAUAUUUCACAAUCCGGCCGUCCUCCGAGCUCGCCCGGGACCACAGUCCGAGCAGGGCCAGUAGCAGCAGGUUAAGUACCAGCACGGCCAACAUGGAAGGCGCAGGAGGAAAACCGGCCAUCGAGAAUGGCGAUCAGCUCCUGCGCAUCCUUCGGGGGUCCCGGAUCGACAGGGAGAAAAUCGAAGCCGUCGAUAACUACCUCGACAAUGCGCAAGAAGAGUUGGAAGGCCUGCAGCAGAUCAUGCACGAGAUUAUGUCCCUCUUCGUCUUUCAGGCAUCACGUCGGAUCCUUCUCAGCAGGUUGACCGAGGUUUACGACAAGACCGCCGCGGAACGGAAGAACGGGAACGGUUCAGAUGCGAAGGCAGAUCGAAGAGUGGAAAACCUCGCCGCCGCUGUCAAGCACGCAGACGAAGAGGUGAGAAGGCUGGAGUACUGGAGCGAUGUGAAGAGCAUGGCCGAGGAGGGAGAAUCCAAAGGAGCAGUGGACCACAAGCAGGGUUGGGAUCCCACUUGGCGGGGGGUGGACAAGUCCGGACCGUCAGCUCCCCCGGCUCCUUGAGACAAUGAAGAGGAAGGUAUUCCAUAGAAACUGUGGAGGCGCGAAAGUAUACCUACAGUACAGCAUACUUAUUGGUAAUACCUAAGGUAAUUUCCCGAUCAAUGAGGUUAUGAAUGGAGGUAUGAAAGCAUGGGAUAUUGUUAAGUUGCAAUGAUACAGUUAAUCAUUUACUCUGUGCUAUACACUGCAUUACGUACUAGUACGGAGUACUGUACUCCGUAUCAUGUACGGAAUGCUCAUAGUCUUGGCAUGCACCCACUGAGG